Pantherophis guttatus is the source of this 3682-nucleotide messenger RNA. It is a transcript of the gene RCAN2, whose product is annotated as regulator of calcineurin 2. NCBI's taxonomy places the organism in Eukaryota, Metazoa, Chordata, Lepidosauria, Squamata, Colubridae. Gene Ontology annotation, cellular component: cytoplasm; nucleus. Gene Ontology annotation, biological process: calcium-mediated signaling. Gene Ontology annotation, molecular function: nucleic acid binding; calcium-dependent protein serine/threonine phosphatase regulator activity. The record is from RefSeq and is a predicted model, not a curated record.
CUAGGCUUUGCUUAUUUAGCUGGAGGUUGAAUUAGGCAGAGACCAGGCACAAUAGAAAAGCUGGUGCCUUCCUCCUUCCCUCCCCCCUCUUCGUCUCUCUCUCUCUUCCUCUCUCUCUCUUACACUCUCUCUCUUACAAACACACACACACUCUCUCUCUCUUACUCUCUAUCUCUCUCUCUUUUGAAGUAGCAUCCUGACCAGUUAGGAGUUAGAAAGCUCUUUUAUUUUCUUGACUCUGGGGCUACAUAAGCUCUUGAUUUAUGUCAGGAAGGAGAUGCCAGCCCAUGACAUGGACUGUGAUGUCUCUUCUCUAGUUGCCUGUGUAGUGGAUAUAGAGGUAUUUACCAACCAAGAUGUUAAGGAGAAAUUUGAGAGCUUGUUCCGUGCUUAUGAUGACUGUGUGACAUUUCAACUGUUUAAAAGUUUUCGACGGAUAAAAAUUGACUUCAACAACGCCAAAUCAGCUGCUAAUGCUAGAACGGAACUUCAUGAAACACAGUUCCAAGGGAAGAAACUAAAGCUUUACUUUGCAAAGGUCCAGACUCUGGAGAAUGAUGGAGAGGCCUUCCAUUUGGCUCCACCCCAGCCAUCCAAGCAAUUCCUCAUCUCACCUCCAGCCUCUCCUCCUGUAGAUUGGCAAUCAAAGACUGAUGAUACACCAGUCAUCAAUUAUGACCUCCUGUAUGCUGUUUCUAAACUGGGACCAGGUGAGAAAUAUGAACUACAUGCAGGUACUGACUCCACCCCAAGUGUAGUUGUGCACAUCUGUGACAGCCAUGCAACAGAAGAGGAGGCCCCAAACAAUAUACCAAAGCCACAGAUUAUGCAGACUCGACGUCCUAGCCUACCAUCCUCCAUGUGUAGUUGAUUUGCCCCAAGAACAUAUCUUCUUUUCUUUUCUCCUAGUAGAAGUCAGCCAUGUCUUUCUGUGUAAUCCAGUAUUCAGUUUCUUAGCAUAUUCCUUGUGUGGUAAUGGAGCCUAAGCAACAACAGGGUUCAGAACGUGCUCUUUGUAACCAUUUUUAUGUCACAUUCCUGUAGAACAGAAGGAGAAGAGGAGAUUAGAGGUGGAGGGAUUUCCCAAACUUCUUAAGGCUGAAACCUGGGAUAAAGUCAGCAAGCUUUUCUUUUAAGGAAACAUAUAUCAGAUUUCAGUGCACAAAGUAAGAUUCUUUAAAUGCUAUUCAUUAAAUGGAAGUAAUAAACUUGGAUGUGUUGUUCUGAUCAACAGUCCCCAAAUGUUCCAAAACAUAUUUCUAUAAAGAGGUUUUUCUCCUUAUAUUUACUGUGCAGCAUAGCUUUCUUCUCUGGGCUUGUAAUACCCUAUCUGCAAGGAAAGGGUCUUGGAGAGCAGAAUUGUGGAAGGUUCUAUCUGUGAAUUCUUGAACAGCCAUUCUCAGAACAAACAGCAGAAACAAACUAGGUUCUCUGAUAUUGGAAAGUAAGAAGUCAGACCUUAGUUGUGCAUAGCCUAACUUUUUUUGUUUGUUUUAUAAAAAUUCCUUUUAAUGCACAAAUGCAACCAGUGUGAAGUAAUUCAGCUACUACCUGAAUUCAAAUUAAGGCAGUUCAGCCCUUACUGAAAUUAAAACUAUCCUAGUGAUUUCAUGGGUUUAAGAUAAAUUAUUUGAUGCGGAUCUUUAUUUCCUUUAACAAUGAAUUCAGAUAGUUGAAUGACAACCACUUUUCAGACUAAAAGAUAGGACUAUUCCAAUUAAGGUACAGGCUUCUUCAAUAUUUCAGCACAUGUUUUUACAUAUAUAGAAUUAUAUAAUUGGGUGUCAAACUCAGGUGUCACAUUGCCAUCACGUGACGUAUCGUAUCGUUUUCUCCCUUUGUGCAGCUGGGGUGGGCAUGGCCUGUACAUGAUGCAUCCAGCCCACAGGCCGCCAGUUUGACACCCCUGCUUUAAACCACCUCAGCACUCAUGUUUUGUAGCUGUGAUCAUGCCUAUCUAGCUCCCUUGCAUUGUUACUCAAGUUACAAAAAAGGUCAGUCUUUCUGUUUGCAGCUGUAUGGUUCUGAUAUUUCCAAACCCAGAUCAAAGUGCUAGUUAUAACCUCUAAAGACCAUAUCACUCAAUUCCAGAUUAUUUUAAGGACCAUUUCCUUCUGUUGGAAUCUGUCCAAUCUUUACAUUUAGAAGAAAAGGGUUGGUUACAGUCUCCCCUCAAGCUAACAAAAGAUGAACCAGAAAGUAAGUUUCUGUAGCAGGCCACUAUUCAGAACACUUUAUCCUUGGACGUGUGUCAGGUACCCUCCUGACUUAUUUUGGUAACUUGAUUAUUGAUGGUAAUGGAGGUUUGGUUUGGGGUGGUACUCUUUUGUUAUCUUUUGUUCCUGAUAUAGGUAUUGAUUUUUAUGUCUGUAAAUCAACUGAUUGACAAUGAAGAUACUAAGGUGGUUGAUAGGUUCUACCUUUUAGGAUCAACCAUCAAUAGUAAAAGAAAUAUAUUGCAGACUAACACUUGGUAGAGCAGCCAUGAAGGCCUUGGAAAAUGUAUUUAAAUGCUUGAUGUGUGCAUGCCUACAAAGAUCAGAAUUGUUCCAGCCACAAUAUUCCCUAGUGACAUCUUGGAAAGCAAAAGGUGGACUUUGAAAAAGUCAGGUAGAAAGUCUAUUGAUGUUUUUGAACUUUAAUGUCAGAGAAGACUCCUGAGAAUACUACAAACAACAUAAAAAGCCCCAAUCAAUGUAUCAUCAAACAAAUCAACCCAGAUUUCCUACCUGAAGCACAAAAGAGACUCAAACAAUCAUACUUAGGCCACAUUAUGCAAAAGACAAUGACGACCAGCAGCAAGCUUAAUCUGAAAGACAAGAUUAAGCACAGAUAAUCACAGGGAAAAAAACCUAUGGUUGUCAAUUUGACACCAAAUUAAUGGCACAUUAUCAGCCAAAUCAUCUGGACUCUGAGGAAUUGGAUGGUAGAGCAAUGUUCAUAAAUAUUUUGAUUAUGGGGGAAUACUAAGAAUUACAUUUUUUUUUCUUUGUACAGGGAAGUGAACAGACAUAUAUAUUGCUGAAGGUCUGCAAUAAUCUGUGGUGGAUACAAAGGGAAUAGCAUAUUCUAUAACCCAAUUUAUUAGCUGGAAAGAGCAUUGAGAGCGUGUGUCCUGCCUGCUCGUUUUUUCCAGUCUGCUGGGUGAAGAUGGCAAUAUGUAUCUCCUGUCCGCAAACUCAUGCUCCCUCAAUCUUAUGCCAGAGUUGUCAGCUCUGGGCUUGGCAGUUGGAAAGGCCUGAGGGGGAUGUACAAAAUCUAUUAUUUCUUCCUAUUCCUCAGAUUUACCCAUCUUGGAGAGGUCAAGCUCAGGAUUGCAAGGCUUCUGUGCAAGGUUAUUUAUAUUGAUUAGUUGUAUAUUGUCAUAAAUGGUUGAAUGUCUUCUGUUGCAAGAUUGCCUUGAUUUUUUCUGUAUGCUUAGUUUUCACUGCUUUACUAACUAUAGCAACUACUACUUGGUAAGGAUUCAAUUUUGUUAGAGGUAAUGUCUAUCAUUCAGAUCUGCAAAAACAUCAGGUUUCCAGAUAGAGACCAUGAGCAUUUAAUCUGUUUUAAGACUGUAGUAUUUUAAGAUAAACCGUAGCUAAUGUCCACUUUGAAUAAAAUACCUCCUAAGCAACUCUAAGUUUCUUAGAAUUUUGUCUCAAAUAAAUGCUACAAAUAAAAUGUGCUGUAAAUUCAA